AUGUCUUCAUCGAUGCGUUACCUUUUUAUAGUUUCUGUCUCCUGUGUCAUCAUUUUUAUCGUGUUCUAUGUGUUCAUGUUUGGCGGAGAGCAAAGCCUCCAGAGACUGAAUAACUCAGACACUCUGAUGCUGACUCAAGUUUGCGCAUCCUUUAUCAAAGGCAAGACACCUUUCCUGUGGCGGGACAAACUGAUGCUAUAUCAGAAGCCUUCCUGCCGAGACUAUCUGGCCCAGAGCCACUACAUCACGGCCCCGUUAUCCGAAGAAGAGUCUGGGUUCCCUUUGGCCUAUGUCAUGGUCAUCCAUCACAAUUUCGAUACCUUUGAGAGGCUCUUCCGAGCGAUCUACAUGCCCCAAAACGUCUACUGCGUCCAUGUGGACGAGAAGGCCACCGCUGCCUUUAAAGAUGCAGUGGAGCAGCUGCUGAGCUGCUUCCCCAAUGCCUUUCUGGCCUCCAGGAUGGAGCCGGUCGUCUACGGCGGGAUCUCCAGGCUGCAGGCGGACCUGAACUGCCUGAGGGACCUGGUGGCCUCCGCGGUCCCCUGGAAGUACGCCAUCAACACCUGCGGGCAAGACUUCCCCCUGAAAACCAACAGGGAAAUAAUCCAGUAUCUGAAAGGAUUCAAAGGGAAAAACAUCACCCCGGGGGUGCUGCCCCCGGCACAUGCCAUCGGCCGGACUAAGUACGUCCACCGAGAGCACCUGGGCAAAGAGGUUUCCUAUGUGAUCAGAACCGCCGCUCUGAAGCCGCCUCCCCCCCACAACCUCACCAUCUACUUUGGCUCGGCCUAUGUGGCCCUGUCCAGAGAAUUUUCCAACUUUGUGCUCCAUGACCCCCGGGCUGUGGACCUGCUCCAGUGGUCCAAGGACACCUUCAGUCCCGAUGAGCAUUUCUGGGUGACGCUCAAUAGGAUCCCAGGUGUUCCUGGCUCCAUGCCAAAUGCAUCAUGGACGGGUAACCUCAGAGCCGUGAAGUGGAUUGACAUGGAAGACAAACACGGGGGCUGCCAUGGCCACUACGUGCGUGGCAUUUGCAUCUAUGGAAAUGGAGACUUAAAGUGGUUGAUCAAUUCGCCGAGCCUUUUUGCUAACAAGUUUGAACUUACUACAUACCCCCUUACUGUGGAAUGCCUAGAACUGAGACUUCGAGAAAGAACCUUAAAUCAGAGUGAAACUGCAAUACAACCCAGCUGGUAUUUUUGA
Pipistrellus nathusii (Nathusius's pipistrelle) is the source of this 1203-nucleotide messenger RNA. The record is from the annotation of a GenBank genome assembly. Lineage: Eukaryota; Metazoa; Chordata; Mammalia; Chiroptera; Vespertilionidae.